ACACACCCAGCACAGCAAAGGGCUAGGGGAGAAUUUCCAGCCCGUUUCCCCUCCCAACCCUCCACAACCGGCUCACCAGCAUCCCACCAUGGCUGUGAUGCUCAACAAUGCCCACCAAGGGGGAAAAGCGUUCCGUUUGCUGAAAGCUGAACAAGAAGGGAGGUUGGAGGAAAUCAACAAAGAGUUUCUCUGCGACCCAAAGUUUAGCGAUGAAGAGGACCUGGAAGAAAAGCUUGCGGUUUUUAAAGAAAAAUACAUGGAAUUCGACCUGAAUAAUCACGGCGAAAUCGAUCUCAUGUCUGUGAAAAGGAUGAUGGAGAAACUGGGGACCCCCAAGACCCACCUGGAGCUGAAGAAAAUGAUCUCCGAAGUCACCGGGGGGAUCAGCGAAACCAUCUCGUACCAGGAUUUUGUGACCAUGAUGCUGGGCAAGAGGUCGGCCGUCCUCAAGCUGGUGAUGAUGUUUGAAGGCAAGAGUCAAGAAAGCACCCCCAAAUGUGCAGGCCCUCCUCCCGAAAGAGACCUCUCAAGCCUUCCUUAAGGGCAGAGGAGAAUACGGAACGUUUUCCACCUCCGACGACCGCAAGAUCUCUGCUCCGUUGCUUUUAAACCAGCCCGUUUUUAAAGACUCCAUCUGAAGGAAUGGCAAGGAAAAGUCCGCCAGAGGACUAUCUAAGUCCCCCCUAAUUUUUAUUCUCAACUGCAACCCGGAGAGCAAGGCCCAUGGUUCUCCAGGACAGAAGAAAACUCUAAAUGCAACAGCCAGAUUUCACGGGGCGUUUUCCAAAUAGGGGAAUGCUCUCCAAAGCCCCGGUUUUUGUUUUUUUUCUCCCAAACCCGAAAUAAUUCAGAUUUUUCUUCACCGCCACUUCUGUUCCAAGCACAAAACUACUUUUCUGAAAACGGCUUUUGUGUGCCGUGGGAAGAAAAACUAACCCCUUUGGUCCAAGGGGAAAAAAAAAAAGAAAUCCAGAUGGUUUAGUUGGGUCAUAUCUUUAAGGAGCAUAAACCACAUACCCAGGUUCUUUUUUGCAUCAGGCAACAAGCGUGUUAUUUUUACAAAACGGUGAUGACACAAAGCGAAAAGGGAAAACCAGAAGGCGUCUUUAGCCUGAAUUCAGAGCCAGUCCUAAACCGGAUGGGGCGGAUUUGAGUGACAUCAUGGUUAGUUUGGGGUGGGGAUGUCUACGUGUGAGAAAAAAAAAACACCGGCACUGUUUUUGCACAACCACCACAAAAGUUCUAAGUGUCUUUCCUGAUUUCUAGAGGAUUUUGUUUUCUCCUUCUGUCGUCCUGUAAAAUGUAAAAAAAACAAACACGUUUUUUUUUUUUGCGAUGCUUGGUUUCUUUGUUCAAGCCAAUUUCCUUGAUCAGGUCAAUGUGUACCUUCCCCUCCUUGAGACAGGUAAUCCUCGACUUACCAACCAUUCGUUUAGUGACCGUUUAAAAGUUACAAUGGCACAGGUUAAAAAAGCUAAUCUUCGCACUUCACGACGGUCGUAGCCAUCCCACGAUUGCGUGAUCGAAAUUCUGGCGCUGGGCAACUGGCAUGUACUUAUGACGGUUUCAGCGUCCGGGGUGUGUGUGUGUCACGUGAUCGUUCUUUGCGACGGGGGGAGGGGGAGCUGGAUUCACUUAAUGACCAUGCAAUUCACUUAACAACCGCACAAUUUAUUGAACAACCAUGGCCCAAAAAAAAACAGUGGUAAAAUUGCACACGGCUCACUCAACCAUCAUCCAGACGAAAAUUCUGAUUUCAAUUGUGGUUGCAAGUCGAGGACUACCUGUUGUACGUGCGUUGUAGAAUUAGAAACAUUUGACACUGGAGUUGGAUUUAAUCCUCUUAAGGUGUGCUUCUUUUAGUGGCUGAUUUCACCCAAGGUCAAGUUUCCGUUGAGUUGAAUUCAACUCCUGAUGGGUAACUGGACACUCAUCAAGUUUCUUUCGUUUUCUUAAUAUCAAUACAAAAUAAUUCGCUCUUUA
This is a messenger RNA of Ahaetulla prasina, 1983 nucleotides long. It is a transcript of the gene AIF1L, whose product is annotated as allograft inflammatory factor 1 like. Gene Ontology annotation, biological process: actin filament bundle assembly; ruffle assembly. Gene Ontology annotation, molecular function: calcium ion binding; actin filament binding. The coding region runs from base 89 to 541 and encodes 150 amino acids. NCBI's taxonomy places the organism in Eukaryota, Metazoa, Chordata, Lepidosauria, Squamata, Colubridae. Gene Ontology annotation, cellular component: actin filament; ruffle membrane. The transcript has 7 exons. The record is from RefSeq and is a predicted model, not a curated record.